GAGAGAGUUACCAUAGUCAAGAGGAAGCUGACGUGUAGGAAUGAGCAUACUACAAAUAUAUAGCAAGUAAAAGCUUAAUCACCACCCAAGCAAAGAGAGACCUCACCUCCCAAAUCCCCAUAGAAAAGAAAAUAAAAAAGCUCUCAACUAUUCAUAUUCAUCCACUCUCUCAAAGCCAAAAGACCAAAAUUCCUCUCUCUUUAUCUCUAAAUCCUUUGAGAAAUAUCUCAUACCACUCUCUAGGAUAAACAGAGAGCCUUUUUGAUCAAAAAGCCCACUUCUUUGCUUCUAAUUUGAUCCAAAUUUUGCUGUGUUUGUCUAAGAAAAACGUCAAAUUCUCUUCAAUUGUUGACGGAUGCAGAUGGGUUUUCAGGAAUCGUGGGUUGCUCUGAUAUGUUUGAGACUUGAAGUUUGUUGAUCAAUAAACAUAUUUGUCAAGCAAUUUAGAACUUCUCGUUUGCAAAGCUUGGCCACUGCGAAUUUUGGCAGUGCCAAUGGAUGCCACAGCGAGCGGAACCCCAACUAUACAAUACCAUAACAUUCCUGACCAGCCAAUUACCACUAUUGUUGUUGCCACUCCUGUACCAACAUUCGAAAGGCGGCAACGCCAUUGCUUUGGGACCUCCAUCCCCGGAGAAUUCCCUUUAGCUGCCAACCCCUCCAUUGUCCUUCAUGUCCUUACUGCAUGCAAUUUGGAUCCUCAAGACCUUGCAAAGCUAGAGGCAACAUGCUCCUUUUUCAGGCAGCCUGCAAACUUUGCUCCUGACUUUGAAUUGUCCAUAUCAGAGCUUGCUGCUCUAGACAUGUGCCAAAAGAGAGGUAUAUUUAAGCCAAUGACAGCUGAGCAACGUCAAGAAUUGAAGCAAAGGUGUGGGGGUUCAUGGAAACUGGUCCUGAAGUUCUUGUUGGCUGGAGAGGCAUGUUUCAGAAGGGAGAAAUCACAGGCAAUAGCAGGGCCGGGUCACAGCAUUGCUGUAACUUCAAAAGGAACUGUCUAUUCAUUUGGCUCUAACAGCUCAGGACAGCUUGGACAUGGCACCACUGAAGAGGAAUGGCGGCCUCGGCAAAUCAGAUCUUUGCAAGGCAUUCGAAUUGUUCAAGCAGCUGCUGGGGCUGGCAGGACAAUGCUGAUCAGUGAUGCUGGGAAAGUUUAUGCCUUUGGAAAGGACUCUUUUGGCGAAACUGAGUACGGGGUUCAAGGAUCAAAGCUGGUCACUACUCCACAGUUGGUUGAAUCUUUAAAAGAUAUAUUUGUGGUGCAAGCUGCAAUUGGAAAUUUCUUCACAGCCGUGUUGUCAAGAGAGGGAAGGGUAUAUACAUUUUCUUGGGGCAACGAUAGCAAACUUGGUCACCAAACUGAGCCAAAUGAUGUUGAGCCCCAUCCUUUGUUGGGCGCACUUGAGAAUGUACCCGUGGUACAAAUUGCAGCGGGAUACUGCUACCUUCUUGCUCUGGCUUGUCAACCUAAUGGCAUGUCUGUUUACUCUGUUGGCUGUGGCUUGGGUGGGAAGCUUGGACACGGUUCAAGAACUGAUGAGAAGCAACCCCGACUUAUUGAGCAGUUUCAGCUUCUGAACCUUCAGCCUAUGGUUGUUGCUGCUGGUGCUUGGCACGCUGCUGUGGUGGGCCAGGAUGGACGGGUCUGCACAUGGGGCUGGGGCCGUUAUGGGUGCUUGGGUCAUGGGAAUGAGGAGUGUGAAUCAGUUCCUAAGGUUGUGGAAGCAUUGAGCAAUGUGAAAGCAGUGCAUGUUGCUACAGGGGAUUACACAACCUUUGUGGUUUCCAAGGAUGGUGAUGUGUACUCAUUUGGUUGCGGAGAAUCAGCUAGUCUAGGACAUAGUACUGCUACCGACGGACAGGGAAAUAGGCAUGCAAAUGUGUUGGCACCAGAGCUUGUGACAUCGCUGAAGCAAGUGAAUGAGCGGGUUGUACAGAUCAGCCUCACCAACUCCAUAUACUGGAACGCUCACACUUUUGCACUCACUGAAUCAGGGAAGCUAUACGCAUUUGGAGCUGGGGACAAAGGGCAGCUUGGCAUUGAGCUUGUUGCCAACCAGACUGAAAGGGGAAAUCCAGAGCAGGUUGAUAUUGAUCUCAGAUAGAGUUCAUCACAGUAUCAAAUCAAUAGCUUUCCUUGCCACACCACCACCAAGCUUCUUUUAUCCUCUAAUUUAUCAUCAUCAUAACGCAUUGCAUUUGAUGUUUACAUUUCCAUGUCUAUUUUGUACAUAGAAACAAAGAAUUGUGAAGUUUGAAGCUGUAGGGGGGUACAUAGGGGCCUAAGACAAAUGCUAAAUGGUUGUUGAUAUCUGAAAAUGUUGGCUUUGCACUUAGGCUUCAAGUAGUUGAAUAGCUGAUACAUUUGUCAAGGUUCAUUCAUCUCAUAACUUGUUUAUCUCAAUUAAAUUGAUAAUUUAUCUGCUUGGGUUAAAAAUGGGGAAAA
Molecule: messenger RNA, 2443 nt
Organism: Prunus persica (peach)
Lineage: Eukaryota; Viridiplantae; Streptophyta; Magnoliopsida; Rosales; Rosaceae
Product: ultraviolet-B receptor UVR8
Exons: 7
Coding region: 495-2102 (535 amino acids)
Source: RefSeq, a predicted model, not a curated record